AAUGUGUCCUGUGUUUGUUCUUGCAGCAUCAGGCUGCUGGCGGUGCAGGACCUGCUGGACCGGGAGGCCCUGGAGAAGUUCUGUGUGGAGUUGAACCAAGGAACCCUGUCCAGUGUACGGAGGUGGAAGUGGGCACGAGGUCUGUGGAAAAGUUGUGUUUCUGACAAACCCACAGGACACUCCAACGAGCGAGCAAGUUACUCUGGAUUUCUGUGGGACAGCUCAUCCGGUAUCGACCUGAAGGAUGCAGCAUUCCUGACACCUCCUGUCGUCAAUGGCAACGGGAAUCACAGCUCUCCCCGAUUCUACCUGGCUCACUUUUCGGUGGGUUCACAUGAGCUGACUGUGGUCAACGUGCACAUGCAGCCUGCAGCGGAGCCUCACGGCAAAUCCGCCAGCCCGGACAAGACGGCGCGGCAGCACCUCGGUCGCAGCAUCCAGGAAACGCUCAAAGGUGAGAAGGAGCUGGUGGUGCUGGGAGAUUUCGGCUCGUCUCCUCAGAGCUCAGAUCUGGACAUUCUGAGAAAAGAGAAGUUCUGUGCGCUGGUUCCGUCCACUCAGUUCACCAACAUCAGCACCCGCUCGCCACAAGGCACCUGCUGCCUCGACAACAUCUGGCUGAGCCGCUCGCUCAGGAAGGUCUACUCCGGCCACUGCACGGUUGUGCGGGAGGGUUUGACCAAUCCUUGGAUCCCAGAUAACUGGUCAUGGGGCGGCGUGCCGUCAGAUCACUGCCCUGUGGUGGCGGAGCUUUUUGCAGACAUUGCCUGUAAGGAUUUCAGCAGGCCUGGUACGGUGGCGGUGGACAGAGACAUUUUGCCCAAACACGAGCGGUGAUGACCUCCACUGGGGCCUCGCAGGAACGUUGACCUGCCGGGAGCCUGCUCGGGCUCCAGGGUCCAGCAGAAUGUGAAGAUGUGCCGAGGUUUUCGGUGUACAGUUUCAGUCAGUGCCAGAAAAUGUCUGGAGGUGAAACGUACAUGUUGAACUUUAAGAGAAAUGUGCCAAACAUUUGUAUAUGUGUAUAAAAUAAAGAAUAAAGUGAAAUUAACAGACGUGAAGGUGACAAACACGAGCGUCGGGAGGCCGAUGACGCUCUGCAGCAGUGGAGGAAAUAUCAACUUCUCCGGCCUGUGAGACGCUCCGGUGGAUUAUGGGUAACCCCCCCGACUGUACACUGGUACCCGCUUUGUGCCUGUCACAUUACUCUCUCUACAGCUUCAUGAUGAUGGAGGAAAGAAGCCCCAAAGCAAACAUGCUGGGUGUAAAUUUGAGUAGUUUAGGAUUGUGAGUUUGGAAAAUUUAAUUCUGAUGGUCCAAACAUUCCUGAACCAACAAAAAUUCUGUUCCAGUUAAAGGAUCUAAUCAGUUCUACAGUUAAAACUGAUAUUUUACAAUAAAUAUGAUGUUGAUUGUAUGAAAUCAUUGAUAAGUCUGAAUAAUAAAUCCUGGUUUUCUUCUAAACUGCAGGAGACCACAGAG
Messenger RNA from Thalassophryne amazonica, 1482 nucleotides. RefSeq names its product endonuclease/exonuclease/phosphatase family domain containing 1 (gene eepd1). The record is from RefSeq and is a predicted model, not a curated record. Gene Ontology annotation, molecular function: catalytic activity. NCBI's taxonomy places the organism in Eukaryota, Metazoa, Chordata, Actinopteri, Batrachoidiformes, Batrachoididae. The transcript has 6 exons. The annotation marks the transcript as partial. Gene Ontology annotation, cellular component: plasma membrane.